UUGACGCGUCGCGACGCUCGACACGCCGCCUCCGACGCCGGUCACGUGCUUAGUCGAAAUCGCGAAAAAUGAGCGCCGCGGGAGAGUUCUGUUGCUGAAGUUGUAGGAAAAGAAAGAUCACACCCUGGGGGUUCCACGGGACCGUGAACCUUCUCGACGACGCAAGCUCGACGGACGGGGCCGCCCGAGGCCCAGCAAACGUCCGUCCCUGGACACGACACCAAGCAGCCAUGUGCACGCCGGUAUACCGCUCAUAGUGGGACGUGGGCCACGGUGGCAUCUCACAGAACAUGGAGGUGGAGGUACGGGAGGAGGCCUCUCCCGGGGGAAGAGCCGACUCCACCAGGCUGCUGGUCAACAACACGCCUGCUUAUCCUGUGGCAGACGGACCAGUGGUGAUAGUCCGUGUCGAAGAGGUGCUGCUCGUGGUCCUGGUGCUCAUGAUAUGGGUAGCUGCCAUUGCCUUGUUCUUCAACCGAUGGGGGAAAAUCCGCAUGUUGGAGCCGUACCAACCCAAAUUUCACCAUCAACCCCAUCGACCGUCUUGUCCUCUGGCCCCACUUAGCCCCCCCGGAGCUACUCAAGUGAGCAACACCAUUCCCAGAGCGCAGAAACCGACAACUCAAAGAAUGUCCUUUUCAAAAUACAACGUCAACGCCAUGACUGACCCCUUGUCAGCCCUUCCAUCGCCCAUUAUACGACGGCCUAGGCAGAAUUCCGUGUUUGUCGGAAGCUCAACGAUGGCCAUUUUAAACCCACCCCCACGCCGUGUCAAAUCCGCCAUCGACAUCCAGCAUAUGGUCCUGAACGAACACAGUCCCACGUCACUUACAGGUAAUAGAAAAGGUUCUGUCAUCCCCAUCCUCAACCGCGACCGCCGCCCCUCGAUCACCAUCGAGCGCCCCCGCCACCGGCCGUCCAUCACCGUCGUCGACCGCCCGCCCCCUUCGCAGCGCUACCGCCGUUCCUCCUGCUUCGUGGAGCGCCCCUCCCGCCCCCAUCGCAACUUCAUCAGCUUCGACCACCCCUUCAACGAGCGCAAGAUGUCGGUGGCGGUCGAGACCCCCUCGUGCAGCUACCACCAGCCCACCAUCAGCUUCGAGGCCCACGUGGAGCCCUCCUCCAUCGAGGUUCUGCCCCCCAAGCUGCCCAAAGUCUCGCGCAGCUUCGAGCAGCCCCCCCGGGAACGCUCGAAGCCCGAACGCAUGGCCAACAGCCUCGAGAUCGGGUCAGUCAGCUUCGACAGGCGGUGCAGCAUACCGGAGGAGGACCGAUCGUCGCCGGUCUUCAUUUGCAUGGACGAGUCCAAGAUCACGGCGCCCCUCCUGGAGGGGCUGAGGAGCUCGGAUGUGUGAAGAAUGAAGAUGUAGCGCCAGAUAGAGAGUUCAUGUAUUUUUGUAUCGAUGAUAUAGCUUUAACUCUGUUGGUGCUUCAGAGAUU
Molecule: messenger RNA, 1440 nt
Organism: Zophobas morio
Lineage: Eukaryota; Metazoa; Arthropoda; Insecta; Coleoptera; Tenebrionidae
Exons: 6
Coding region: 291-1355 (354 amino acids)
Source: RefSeq, a predicted model, not a curated record